AUGCUACGGUUAGCGCACUUUUUGUGUCUCCUCGCAAUGGCGUACGCGAUUCCCGUAGACAAUGGCGUUGAAGGGGAACCCGAGAUCGAAUGCGGUCCAUCGUCGAUCACCGUGAACUUCAAUACGAGAGCCUACCGUAUCCAGUGCUUUUACAUGGAAGCCGAUAAGACCGUAUCUACACAAAUCGAGGUUUCUGAUCUUACCACCGCCUUCCAGACACAGGUUGUACCCAUGCCAGUUUGCAAGUAUGAAAUUCUCAACGGUGGACCUACCGGUGAACCUGUUCAAUUCGCUACCAUUGGUCAACCAGUAUACCACAAAUGGACUUGUGAUUCUGAAACUGAAGAUACAUUCUGCGCUGUCGUACACUCUUGCACUGUUGAUGAUGGAAAUGGCGAUACUAUCCAGAUCCUCGAUGACAAUGGUUGCGCACUUGACAAAUUCGUACUAAACAAUCUUGAGUACCCAACUGAUUUAAUGGCUGGACAGGUAAGUUCGCUUUUACCCUGGGUAAAUCAAAUCUUUACCCAUACCAUUUCUUUCUAGGA
Molecule: messenger RNA, 548 nt
Organism: Cylicostephanus goldi
Lineage: Eukaryota; Metazoa; Nematoda; Chromadorea; Rhabditida; Strongylidae
Source: the annotation of a GenBank genome assembly